Messenger RNA from Sphenostylis stenocarpa, 909 nucleotides. The record is from the annotation of a GenBank genome assembly. NCBI's taxonomy places the organism in Eukaryota, Viridiplantae, Streptophyta, Magnoliopsida, Fabales, Fabaceae.
AUGGAAGCGGGAACUGCUCUCACUCUCACUUCCCGAUUCCACACUUUCUUUCCCUUUAACACUGCCGAUUCAAAUACUUCUUUUCAACCGCGAUUCACUCUUUCAUCUCCUUCUCCUUCUCCUUCCUCUUCUUCAUUUUCCGCUUUCAGUUACAGAGGCCCCACACCAAAACGCGAUUUCCUCGCCGAUUGGGUUUCCCAAAACGACGAUGUCGUCCGCACCCUCCCAAUCUACGUCGGCUCCGCCUCUCUCUUCGCCGUCCUCCUCAACCGCGCCCUCUCCGGCAUCGCCCCCGUCGCUGACGCUGGCAGUUCGCAGUCCAGAGCUGACCUAUUGACUUUGGGAUUGGCCGUUACCAAUAUUUUGACUGGCCUCGUUUGGCUUUCAAUAAGACCUAAGUCUAUAACUGUGGUAAAUCCUCGAGGAGUUGAAUGCAAGAGAUUGUGCUCUACCCUUCCUGAAGUUGCACUUAAUGAGUUGCUUUGGGUGUGGGAAUCUCUGUCAGAUGCCACUUGUUGUCGAUCGCUAGUUGUUGUUUAUGAGAGCCGUUGUGUACUCCAAAUAGGUUUUGCUGCCGAAUCUUCUACUGGGGAUGAUGAGGCUGUAAAUGUGGAUGCCAAUAAAUUGAUGCAAGGAUCAGUAUACCAGGGAGUUUUGAAAUCUGGUGCUCAGAGUUACUUGGCAAAUCUAUCUCUUUAUCCUGGGAAAUCUGAGCUGCCAUUUAUACCUUCAAAUACUCAGGCAGUAAUUUUACAGCCACUUGGAGAUAAAGGAAUUGCAAUUAUUGGUGGUGACACGAUACGAGGUUACACUGCUUCUGAUCAGGCAUGGAUCACGUAUAUUGGAGAGAAGCUGGAUUCUACCCUUGCAAAAUAUGUGAAACAUCACCCUCUGACUCCUCAAGAUUAG